AUGGCGUGGUGGGAGUUCAACUUGCUGCUCUACCUGGCGCUCUUCUUCCUCCUGCUCCUCCUCCUCGGCCUCCUGCUCUUCCUGCUCAUCAAGCAGCUGAAGAACUCCGUGGCCAGCGCCAGGGCUCUGCAGCCGGGCCGCCCGUCCCUGCGGGAGCCCGGGGGCUCAUGCCGCGAGCAAGCCCUGUGA
Emys orbicularis (European pond turtle) is the source of this 189-nucleotide messenger RNA. It is a transcript of the gene SMIM43, whose product is annotated as small integral membrane protein 43. The transcript has a single exon. NCBI's taxonomy places the organism in Eukaryota, Metazoa, Chordata, Testudines, Emydidae. Bases 1 to 189 code for a protein of 62 amino acids. The record is from RefSeq and is a predicted model, not a curated record.